Quercus robur (English oak) is the source of this 5198-nucleotide messenger RNA. RefSeq names its product TMV resistance protein N-like. Bases 268 to 3990 code for a protein of 1240 amino acids. The transcript has 9 exons. The record is from RefSeq and is a predicted model, not a curated record. Lineage: Eukaryota; Viridiplantae; Streptophyta; Magnoliopsida; Fagales; Fagaceae. Gene Ontology annotation, biological process: signal transduction; defense response. Gene Ontology annotation, molecular function: protein binding; ADP binding.
UCCGGAUCUUUAAUCUCACCAUUUUUUUGUUCUUCAUCCCUUUCUUUGUAGCUGAACGCUAACCCAAACACAAUUCAGUUUCAACCUCACUCGCUUUCAUCUUCGAAGAUAGGCCUGUCAACAGCUCUUCAGUUUUACACACUGAAAACUAUUUCUUGUUUCCAUUUUCUGGUUUUCAUUUAAUUUGGUGUUUUUUUUUUUUUUUUUUUAACCGGCGGGAGUGACUGAAACUUUUGGUCAUUGAUCCAAUUGCUUCCAUUUCCUUCUAUGGAAACUCAAAUAGCUUCCUCCUCCUCCUCCCCUCCUUAUUGGAAAUACGAUGUGUACCUUAAUUUUCGCGGUGAGGACACCCGCAAUGGUUUUACUAGCCAUCUCUACCAUGCUUUGAAUCAAAAGGGUAUUUUUACCUUCGUAGACGAUAUACUUCGGCGUGGAAAAACUAUUUUAGCAGAACUCUUAAAAGUAAUAGAAGGGUCCAAGUUUGCAAUCGUCGUUCUCUCAACAAACUACGCUUCUUCGACGUGGUGCUUGAAUGAACUAGUAAAGAUUGUUGAAUGCAUGAAACAGAACAAGUUGACAAUUUUGCCAGUCUUUUACCAUGUGAAUCCCUCUGAUGCACGGAACCAGAUGGGUAUUCUCGCUAGACGGAACCGGACUUUUGCUGAAGCCUUUGCUGAGCAUGAAAGAAAUCAUGUUAACAUUAAGGAUUUGCAAGCAUGGAAGGCUGCUUUGAAAGAAGUCGGCAAUAUAUCCGGAUGGCAUGUACAACAACAUUGUUCUGAAGCAGAUGUUAUCCAAGAAAUCGUUCAAAGGGUACUUGGAGAAUUGAAUCUUAUAUUAUCAAGAACUAUUUCCAAAGAUCUUAAGCUUGUUGGAAUAGAAUCCCGUGUGAGGGAAGUGUUGGAUUUAUAUGUAGAUGAAAGGCCGGGUGGUGUUCGCUUUGUAGGAAUUUGUGGGAUGGGUGGAAUCGGUAAAACAACUCUUGCAGUAGAAAUUUUUAAAAGAAUUUCAGGUAGCUUUGAAGCUAGCAGCUAUAUUGCUGAUGUAAGAGAAAAAACUGAAAAUCAACAUUUAGUUUCUUUACAAAAACAACUUCUUUCUAACAUCUUUAUGGAAAGUGAAAUAAAGAUAUGGAAUGUGCAUGAGGGGAUCAAUAUCAUUGGGAAUAGAUUACGUGGUAAGAAGGUUCUUAUUGUUCUUGAUGAUGUUGAGGACCAAAAACAAUUAGAAGCUUUGGCUGGGAACCUUGAUUGGUUUGGUCCAGGGAGUAGAAUCAUUGUAACAAGCAGAGAUAGCCAAUUGUUGAAAAGAUGUGGUGUGAAUUACAUAUAUGCAGCAAAGGGUUUGAAUCCAGAUGAAGCUUUGCAACUCCUUAGUUUGAGUGCUUUCAAGAAACCCCAUCCUAAAGAAAAUUAUGUGGAUUUGUGUAGGUAUUUUGUGAAUUACACUAAAGGCCUUCCUUUAGCUCUUAAAGUUUUAGGUUCUUUGUUGUUUACCAAAAGCACCGAUGAAUGGGAAAGUCUCAUAGAUAAACUAAAAGCGGAACCUGAAAAAAAAAUUUUGGACAUUCUUCAAAUAAGUUUUGAUGGGCUAAUGGAAACCCAAAAAGAAUUAUUUUUAGAUAUUGCAUGUUUUUUCAAAGGAGAGAACAAAGAUUGCAUAAGAGAGAUAUUAAAAAGUUUUGGUUACUAUCCAGACUACAAUAUUGGUGUUUUGAUGGACAAAUCGCUCUUAACCAUUAAUGAAAAUGGAGCUUUGUGGAUGCAUGAUUUACUACAAGAAAUGGGUCAAGAUAUAGUUCGUCGUGGAUCUAAAGAGCCUGGUAGACGUACUAGGUUAUGGCUUUAUGAGGACGUCCUUCAUGUAUUGAAGAAUAAUACUGGAACAGAGGUAGUCGAAGGCAUAAUGCUAAACGCACCUAUUCAAAAAGAGGAGCACUUGGAUGCUGAAGUCUUCUCAAAGAUGAAAAAAAUGAGAUUGCUUAAAGUGGGUGAUAUGGGUAAUGUGAAACUUCCACAAGGCCUCAAUUGUCUUUCUAAUGAGUUACGCAUUAUAGAAUGGCAUGGAUAUCCUUUAAGCUUCAUGCCAACCAACUUCCAACCAAAUAAGCUUGUUGAAUUGAAAAUGCAUUGCAGCAGCAUCAAACGACUAUGGGAUGGAAUUAUGAUUUUAGAUGAGUUAAAACUCAUUGACUUGCGUAACUCUCAAAACUUGAUUGAGACCCCAAAUCUAAGUGGAGUCCCAAAUCUUAAGCAAUUGAUUCUUCAAGGUUGUACAGCACUGUCUAAGAUUGAUCCAUCACUUGGAAAUCUCAAACAGCUUAUUCGAUUAGAUCUGUCUGGUUGCAAGUGUCUUGAAAGCCUUCCUCACAAGAUCAACUUGGAAUCUCUUGAAGUUAUUAUUCUUUCCGGCUGUUCAAGACUAAAGAAGUUUCCAGAGGUUGUAGGAAAUAUGCCAUGUUUGUCUGAACUUUAUUUAAAUGAGACUGCUAUAAAAGAUCUACCAUUGUCAGUGAAGCAUUUAACUGGCCUUAUUAAAUUGGAUCUAACAGAUUGCAAAAACCUUUCAAGUCUUCCAAAUGCUUGUUAUAGUUCAAUGUCUCUAAAAAUUCUCACUUUAUCUGGCUGCUCAAAACUUGAAGAACUACCAGAGAAUUUGGGGAAUCUCAAAGACUUGGAGGAGUUAGAUCUGAGUGGAUCUGCUAUAAAAGUGCUACCUACGUCCAUCAAACUCUUAAAAAAUCUCAAAGAACUGUCUCUUCAUGGAUGUAAAGGGCUAUCAUUUAAAUCCUCGAAUAAACUCUUCAGUUUUCCUUUCAUGCAACAGAGAAGUCCAGAUCCCAUGGUCAUGUUAGAGUGUUCUUUAUCAGGCUUAUGGUCCUUGACCAAACUAGACCUAAGUCAUUGCAAUCUUCAGGCAAUUCCUAAUGCUUUUGACUGCUUGUCGUCCUUGUUAAUAUUAAAUCUAGAGGGAAAUGAAUUUAUUUGGCUUCCUAAAAGUAUGAUUCAACUAUCAAAUCUACAAGAUCUUUUUCUUUGUGGUUGCUCGAAUCUUCGAUCAUUGCCAAAGCUUCCAUCAAACAUUAAGUAUAUUGAUGCAUCACAGUGUACCUCACUGGAAACAUUAUCAUCAGGAUCAGAAUAUGAUUUUCGGCCAGCACUUCAACUUCUGAAUUGUGUCAAAUUGAUUGAGAAUCAAGGCUACGGUUACAUGUCAACAAUGCUAAGACGUUAUUUUAUUAAUGACAAGCAUUACUAUGGGCAAGACAGAUUGGCACAUUAUAUCUAUGUUCCUGGAGGUGAAAUUCCGAAAUGGUUUAGACACCAAAAUGUGGGGGCUUCAAUGAGUCUACAAAUGCCUUCAGAUUUUUGUAACAAAUUGAUGGGAAUUGCUAUGUGCAUUGUUUUUGUAUUCCGCCAACAUAGACCAUUCAAGUCAUUUGACCAACUUGAUUUUGAAGGUUUGGGGCAUAAUAAAUAUACACAUAAGCUUUCAUGUUCCAUUAAAUUUAACUAUUGCGAAAUUUUUGGAGUGGCCGAUGGUUUUUCCGAAGAAUUUGGUAAGAUUGAACGGUAUCACCUUUGGCUGCAAUAUAUACCCUCUCAAUUCUUUCACAAGGACUGGGAAAAAGCAUCGAGUAAAAGCAAUGCUAAUGGAUUCGAUGAUAUUGAGAUUGAAUUUAAAACAUGGGGUCCAGGAUUGGAGGUUACAAAAUGCGGGGCCCAUUUGGUAUUCAAGCAAGACGUUGAAGAUCUCAAACAAACUAUGGUUGGGUCUAGCAGCUGCAGCAUCACUCCUUAUGAGGAUGAUUUUGACUGUUCAGCCAGAGAUACCAUGAUUAAGGGAAGCCAUGAUGACUAUGAUGGGGAAGGGGCUGAACCUAGUGGAGAAGGUACCUCUAAUGAUGUAGACGCACCACACCCAAAGUGGAUACAGCAACCUAAUCUAAUUGAAAAUUGGAUUGAGAAUUUCAAUUCAUGCACGCAAUAACAAGGAAACUUAGACAAAAAGGCCAAUGGCAGUGUUGGUGAUGGAGUGGAACUGGGUUCAGCAACUCAAAAACUGAAAGAUUCCAGGAAGGUCACCAGAAAAACACAUAAGCACGGCUUAAGCAAGCCAGUUGUGUUUGGCUUUGCUGGCAAUUUCUUUCCUUGGAAUAAAAUGCAUUUUCCCCUGAGAAAAUAGGAGGAGCUUAUUGUGGGUUAUGUUGUUUUGUAUAAAUUUUUUCUGGAGGUACCAGUUGGAGCUAAGCCAGAAAGCUUUGGAUGAGAAUAUAAUUGUGUAUUUGGGAAGAGGUUGUGGGGAGACCCACAUUGCUGUACUGCUUAUACACGAGCUAGGUCAAUUGAUAAGGAAGCCCCAGAAGUACAUAUGCGUCUUUUUUGGCCCUACAGUGGUUCUGUUUUGGGAGGAAUAUAGGACUGACCCAGAAGAUAAGCCUCAAGCCAAAUGGUCGACUUGACAAGCUCUUUUUAAACAUCAUUUGCAUGUUGUGCCCAUCAUGAAGUGAUCAAACUUUACAACAUUGGUUUUAUUACACAGGGUCAAGAGCACACCACACAUGCUGAGAAGUGUCCAAUGCAACAAGAAUGGUCCAAGGGGAAGAAGAAAGCUAAGAAAGGAGAUAAACUUAGUGAGAUGACGCAGGCUAUCCAGAGCUCUACUGAACUAUCAAGGGCAAAGUUUAUAGCUGCGCAAGUGGUAGCACUAAGCACGUGGGUGAAUCUGCUGGCACUGAUGAUAAGUUCUCUCUUGAGAAGGCAUUGCCACACUCAUUGGGCAUAAAGAUCUAGACGAUAUGACCUUCAAGGUACAAAAGAAACUCUAUAAUCAUGAGGCUAGGAUUUUCUUCAUGACCUUGACAGAUAAUAGGAGGAAAGCCUAGAUGGAGUUCAUUGCGAAGGAAUCUGAUUGAGUUGCAGUUGUGCUUGAUGAUGUGUUUGUUUGUUUGUAAUAACUUGGAGACAUUGUUUGUAGUUGCUAUAUGUUUACACAACAAUGUUGUGUUUUGGUUGCGAUUCUCUUUAUGUGUUUUGUUUUCAGCCUCUUUAUGUUUGUUUCCAAAUAAUUAUGUGUAACUACGUAUUUGUUAUAUGGUUCAGAGCAGGUUAUGUCAGACAACUCAAAUUGGUGCAACACUGAAUGUAUGUAAAUGUAUGGUAUUAUAAUGGUAGUUGUGACCUGUAUUUGAGAACUUA